UUACUAACAUAAUGAUAUGUUCAAAAGUAAUAAAACGCGCUCGAUAUCCCUGUUUAUUUUAUUGACCACUCGCCAGAUGUUUGCGCAUUGUUUUCCAGUGCGCAGUAGGUUCUCUGUCGUGAAAUCGGGAUUCUGUUUUAGUAUUACAUCUAUUCUGCCAUUUUGAAAAUAGUGGGGUGUAUGGAUUAGACCUAGUGUUUUUUAUGUGACAAAUAUGUCCGGGAGCAAUGAUAAAGUGUCGACAACGCAACGUAUGAUCCAAAGUGUUGCUUUUCCACCCAGCCAUAAGCUCACUGUAUCUGAAGUAUUUGAUGAAAAAACUGGAAAACCUAUACCAGAUGUACUGAAGCAACACUUUAUCUUAGAGGGCCGAAUUGAGGAAAAUGCAGCCUUACGAAUUAUUCAAGAUGGUGCCACCCUAUUACGAUCUGAAAAAACUAUGAUCGAGAUUGAUUCACCGGUGACCGUGUGCGGAGACGUCCAUGGCCAGUUUUACGAUUUGAUGAAACUGUUUGAGGUGGGAGGCUCUCCCUCAUGCACCAAGUAUUUAUUCUUAGGUGAUUAUGUCGACCGAGGUUAUUUUAGUAUAGAAUGUGUCCUUUACCUGUGGGCUUUGAAAUUAUGUUACCCGAAGACAUUAUUUCUAUUACGCGGCAAUCACGAAUGCCGACAUUUGACAGAAUAUUUUACUUUUAAACAAGAGUGCAAAAUUAAAUAUUCCGAAAAAGUGUAUGAUGCCUGUAUGGAUGCAUUUGAUUGCUUACCAUUAGCUGCGCUUAUGAACCAGCAGUUUUUGUGUGUGCACGGGGGACUGUCACCCGAAAUUAACAGCUUAGAUGAUAUUCGAAAACUAGAUAGAUUCAAAGAGCCACCAGCAUUUGGAGCUAUGUGUGAUCUGUUAUGGUCAGAUCCUCUCGAAGAUUUUGGCAAUGAAAAAAACGCUGAACAUUUCUCGCACAACUCAGUAAGAGGUUGUUCCUACUUCUACAGCUAUGCAGCAUGCUGUGAUUUCCUGCAGAGAAACAACUUAUUAUCUAUUAUACGCGCUCAUGAAGCUCAAGAUGCAGGCUAUCGUAUGUAUAGAAAAAGCCAAACCACUGGUUUCCCAAGUCUCAUCACAAUUUUCUCAGCCCCUAACUACUUGGAUGUGUACAAUAACAAAGCUGCUGUUCUUAAGUAUGAGAACAAUGUAAUGAAUAUCAGACAGUUCAAUUGUUCCCCGCAUCCGUACUGGUUACCCAACUUUAUGGAUGUCUUUACCUGGUCUCUACCAUUUGUUGGUGAAAAGGUGACAGAAAUGUUGGUGAAUGUUUUGAACAUCUGCUCUGAUGAUGAGCUGAUUGCAGAAGGUGAUGAUGCACUGGAGGAGGCUAAUCUCAGAAAAGAAGUCAUACGUAACAAGAUACGAGCCAUUGGUAAGAUGGCACAUGUAUUCUCAGUACUCCGUGAAGAGAGCGAGUCAGUUUUGCAACUAAAAGGGCUUACACCAACUGGUGCCUUGCCUCUGGGGGCACUUUCGGGCGGCAAAACAUCUCUCAAGAAUGCUUUACAAGGCUUUUCCCCUAACCACAAAAUUACAUCUUUUGCGGAGGCUAAGGGCUUGGAUGCUAUCAAUGAGCGUAUGCCACCACGUCGCGAUGAUCAGCGUACUCCAGAUUCACAGGACAAGAAAGGUCAUGUGAACAGCAACACCCACUCGUGAAGUGUUUGUCGUUAUUUCUCUUCGAUCCUUACUUUUUAGCCCACUAACGGAGUGGUAGUGAAAUAUUGUGAAGGAGACUCAGCUACGGAAUGUAUGAUAUUUCACAUUCAAUCAAAAUGGGUGGAUUUGAAGGGAAUUGUCAUUAUAGAUACUAAAUAUUUUUAAAUUUGGAUUUAAACUUUUUUUCAAUAGUUGAAAUUAAAAUUUCUCUUUAAGAUAUUACCUCUCGAUAUUUAAAAUAUGUCAGAUCUGCAGGCAACAAAUUUAUUUAGUCAAUUAAAUAUUAAGGUAUGCACAUUAAUUUAUAAUGCGCUGCACUGUUUAAUUUUUGGUAAUGUAAUUUUUAAAAUUUCAUAUGAAAAGACAUGAUAUUGUAAUGUAAAUUUAUUCAGAUUGUCUACUUAUACUCUACAUUGUUAUCCACAUUAGUGAAAAUUAGACAUGUCUAUAAUUUUCAAAGCAUAAUUAGCUGUGAUAUUAAGCGAUCAUAUGUUAUUUAAUAGCGAUCAGCUAGCAGAAGUAUGGGCAUGUUCAUUGGCUAAUCAUGCAUUGAAAUAUGUAAAGUGGUGAGGUUCGCAGCUUGGGCGUGUCUUUAUAUUCUAUUAAGUAAUAACUAAUAAAAUGAAUUAUGUACUAUAGUGUGCAGCACGUGGUGUGUUAUUGCCAUGCGUGUGUGCUGUGUAAAUAUGCCUUGUGCGUACACACACGUUAUUGCAGCUUUAACACUUGGGAUAAAUAUUACUCUCUUUAAUAUCUUUGCUACAAGUUGUACUUAAUUGUAUUUUAUUGUACAAAAUAUAUUAAUUACUAUCUAUAAACUAUACUUAAAAAUUAAUUUAUAUACUUGGGUGUAUGCUGGCCUCUUGUUGCCUGCAUGCAGCUGAACCUGUAUGCUGGAACAUCACAUUAAUAAAUUUUCUUAGUCAUAAUGUUUCGGUAUAUAAGGUGUAGUGGCUAGUCUAAUUGCAGAUUUUCUUACAGCUUCUAUUCCAAGUUUCACUUAUAUAUUUAAAUAGGUUUAAUGACCUUUGCACUGUUGGAAAAUCUCUUUUGGUCUGCCAAAGAUUAUUUAUUAAUCAAUGCAAUAACUUCUUAUUGUGAAAACUAAAGUGGCUUACAUAAUUUUCAAAGUCAGUUCUGAGAAUUUUAUCUCAAUUCAGUGUGUAGUCCUUCAUAUGUUCUGUAUUUUUAAAUAAAUUUUACCUAUGUAAAGAAAACUAACAAUAUAUCUUAUUUUAUUUUGUACUAAUCAUGGGAAGUGUUGUUUUAUCCUUAUAAAAUAUAUUAACAUUGAGCUCUAAGUAUUAUAGUUUCAAUAAAUCAAUCCUAAUCUAAA
This is a messenger RNA of Aricia agestis (brown argus), 3038 nucleotides long. It is a transcript of the gene Cna, whose product is annotated as serine/threonine-protein phosphatase 2B catalytic subunit 2-like. Lineage: Eukaryota; Metazoa; Arthropoda; Insecta; Lepidoptera; Lycaenidae. Gene Ontology annotation, biological process: calcineurin-mediated signaling. The record is from RefSeq and is a predicted model, not a curated record. Gene Ontology annotation, molecular function: calmodulin-dependent protein phosphatase activity; calmodulin binding. The transcript has a single exon. Gene Ontology annotation, cellular component: calcineurin complex; cytoplasm. Bases 215 to 1702 code for a protein of 495 amino acids.